AUGGAGACCAUCAAGAACACUAUUUCGGAGAACUUGGGAGGUCCUUUCCAUGCUCUUGCUUCCCCGGAGAACAGCUUCAGUCUGAAAGAGGUGCCAGACCUUAGCGGCAAGGUUGCCGUCGUUACAGGUGGCAGUGAAGGCAUCGGUUUUGGUAUUACACAUACUCUUCUUUCGCACAACAUCUCCAAACUCUUUGUCUUGUCCUUGAGAGAGGAGGUUGUUGAUGACGCCUUGAACGCCAUUGAGGAAGAAUUUGGACCCGAAGCUCGCAAAAAAUUCAUCUGGAAGCAAUGCGAUCUUUCCGACUGGGUACAAACUGGCAAGGUUGCUGCAGAGAUCGCCUCCCAGACCGACAGAAUCGAUAUCCUUUUCAACAAUGCCGCCCGAGGCAUCAUGACCAGACAACUGAACAAGAAUGGCAUCGAUCUCCACAUGGCCAGCAACCAUUUCGGUCACGUUGUGCUGACCAGCCACUUGUUGCCGACCAUCAAGGAACACGCCGACAAGGGUAACACUGUCCGCAUCGUCAACACUUCGUCGAACCUGCAUGCCCAGGCACCUAGUGAGACCGAGUUCGCAUCCGUAGAGGAGCUCAACAAGGACUACGGACCUCAACCGCAAUAUGGACGUAGCAAGCUGGCCAACCUCCUGUACGCCAAGUGGCUCAAUGCACACCUCAAGACUUCCCACCCCAACAUCAUCGUCAACGCCAUCCACCCUGGUAUCGUCGACACAGCGCAGACAAACGUUCACAUCCACGAGGCAUUCCCUCUUCUAGGCUACGGCAUGUCGGUCGGACUCAAGCCCUUCCGCAAAAGCCAAUUUGAAGGAUGUGUUUCUGCCAUGUAUGCAGGUACCAUGGCCGAUACUGGUGGCAACUACAUUGCUCCUCAGAAGGUCUACGAGACACCCAGCGAGAAGGGUCAAGACAUGGCUAUGGCCGACAGGCUCAUGAAGCUCACAGCAGAGAUUGUCGAGCAGAAGACCAGAACAGAGAGUUCGGCAAAGGGAUGCCCCUUCAAGGAGGACUAA
Messenger RNA from Aureobasidium subglaciale EXF-2481, 1032 nucleotides. RefSeq lists its product as uncharacterized. The record is from RefSeq and is a predicted model, not a curated record. NCBI's taxonomy places the organism in Eukaryota, Fungi, Ascomycota, Dothideomycetes, Dothideales, Saccotheciaceae. The transcript is spliced from 2 exons. The coding region runs from base 1 to 1032 and encodes 343 amino acids.